Molecule: messenger RNA, 960 nt
Organism: Aspergillus wentii DTO 134E9
Lineage: Eukaryota; Fungi; Ascomycota; Eurotiomycetes; Eurotiales; Aspergillaceae
Product: putative alpha-1,6-mannosyltransferase subunit
Exons: 3
Coding region: 1-960 (319 amino acids)
Biological process (GO): protein N-linked glycosylation
Cellular component (GO): Golgi membrane; mannan polymerase complex
Molecular function (GO): alpha-1,6-mannosyltransferase activity
Source: RefSeq, a predicted model, not a curated record
AUGCAGUUUGCUCUCCCUCCACGGAAGAGCCCUCAUGCUCAUCCUUAUGCUCGUUCAUCAUCCCGCCUCUCGUAUCAACGCCGCCAACAAUUGAAGACGGUCGCAGUCCUAGGGUUUGCGAUCCUCACAAUCUUCUUCCUUCUAUCACACUUUUUCUCGUCGAAUACGACAUCCAUUGCAGUACCCGCUGGAACCUCGAGUGUUGUCAUUGUGACCGUUCUAGACCGUGCGGCUUUGAGUGACAACUACAUCCAGAAGAUCGUCAGGAACAGAGAAGACUAUGCUAAACGACAUGGCUAUACCAACUUCUUUGCGAACGUGGACGACUACGCAACUGCCAUAGGCAAUUCCCCGCGCAGCUGGGCCUUGGUCCCUGCUGUUCGUCAUGCUAUGGGAGUUCAUUCUCACUCGACAUGGUUCUUCCAUCUCAGCCCUCACGCCUUGAUAAUGGACACGAGCCAGUCUCUCAAGUCCCAACUUCUUGAUAAAAGUCGUCUCGAGUCUGUGAUGCUCAAGGAUGUUGCCGUCGUGCCACCGGACAGCAUCAUCAAGACCUUUUCGCAUUUGAAAGCCCAUGACAUCGAUUUGAUCCUUAGUACAGACAGUGAGGAUCUGAGCUCCGGCAGCUUUGUGAUCAAGCAGGGCGAGUUUGCACGGUUCUUCCUCGAUCUCUGGUUCGAUCCUUUGUUCCGCCAGUAUAACUUUGCAAAGGCACAGACUCAUGCUUUGGACCAUAUUGCUCAAUGGCACCCGACCAUUCUGGCCCGGCUGGCGUUGGUGCCCCAGAGAAUCAUCAACGCUUACAGCAGAGACUCCCCUGGCGCCGCAGUGGAUGGAACCUACAAGGAUGGCGAUUUCGUCAUUCGAUUGUUAGGAUGCGACAGUGAUCCCAAGCGGAGCUGCGAGAAGGAGCUCGAACCGUACUACAACUCUUGGGCGAGAAAGUUGACACAUCAAUAA